Messenger RNA from Drosophila grimshawi, 3821 nucleotides. RefSeq lists its product as uncharacterized. NCBI's taxonomy places the organism in Eukaryota, Metazoa, Arthropoda, Insecta, Diptera, Drosophilidae. The coding region runs from base 290 to 3583 and encodes 1097 amino acids. The transcript has 3 exons. Gene Ontology annotation, molecular function: protein tyrosine kinase activity; ATP binding. The record is from RefSeq and is a predicted model, not a curated record. Gene Ontology annotation, biological process: protein phosphorylation.
CUGCUUUUGCUGCUGCUGUUGCCCAGCCACAAACAUAUUGAGUUUCAGUUUCAUCUUCACAACCUGUUCACCAGCAAGACACAGGAAGUUUCGCAAAGUGCAGCAGCCGACCAACAACAAUAACAACGACGACGACGACAACAACAACAACAACAACGGAAGCGACAACGCUUCGCUGAGCCACAGUGUGUGACUUUAUUCGGUCAGCUUUGCAGCUGCAGCUGUUCCCGAAAACCAAAACCCAUUUUUGCCACAAGCCCGCCGCGGUGCUGCGGUCCGUGGACUAACAAUGGGCUCACCAGCUGGCGGCGAUGGAGGCGCUGGCGAUACCGUUUGGCUGGAGGAACUGCUGCGCGAGGUGCAGCUGGAACAGUUUCUGGAGCGCAUUAGGGAUGAUCUGCAGGUGACGCGAUUGGCUCACUUCGACUAUGUCCUCUCCGAUGAUUUGGAGCGCUGUGGACUGGGCAAGCCCGCCAUCCGGCGGCUGAUGGAGGCGGUGCGCAAGAAGAAGGCGCAUCAGUGGCGCAAGAAUAUACUCUCCAAGCUGAUUGGCGGCGGCAAGCAGCCUUCGUCCAAGAAGCAGCUGCAACAGCAGCAACAACAUCCACAGCCAGGUGCAUUGACGUGCCUCAUCCACGAGAAGGACAUCACGCUGGGCCUGAAGCUGGGCGAUGGCUCCUUUGGAGUGGUGCGACGCGGCGAGUGGAGUGCCUCGCCGGCGGGCAAGGUGCUUCCGGUGGCCGUCAAGGUGCUCAAGUCGGACAAUCUGACGCAGCCGGGCAUCAUCGAUGACUUCUUUCGCGAGGUGCAGGCCAUGCACGCCUUGGACCACUCGAAUCUGGUGCGGCUGUAUGGCGUGGUGCUGUCCCAGCCCAUGAUGAUGAUCACAGAGCUGGCGGAGCGUGGUUCGCUGCUAGACACGCUGCGCAAACAGUGUCGCCACACAUCGCUGACCCACAUCUGGAACUGGUCCGUUCAGAUUGUGACGGGCAUGGCCUACCUGGAGCAGAAACGUUUUCUGCAUCGCGAUCUCGCCUGCCGCAAUGUGCUGCUCGCCGCUGGCAACAAUAUAAAGAUCGGUGACUUUGGCCUGAUGCGUGCCCUGCCCCAGGAGGAUGAUUGCUAUGUGAUGUCCGAGCACAAGAAGGUGCCGUUUCCCUGGUGUGCGCCCGAAUCGCUGCGCUUUCGCCAAUUCUCCCAUGCCUCGGACACCUGGAUGUUUGGCGUCACCCUCUGGGAGAUGUUCAGCUUUGGCGAGGAUCCCUGGGUGGGCCUCAACGGUUCGCAGAUCUUGCGCAAAAUUGAUCGCGAGGGUGAGCGACUGCAUCAGCCGGACGCCUGUCCACCCGAUGUGUAUGCCAUGAUGCUCCAGUGCUGGGACAAAACGCCCGCAGAGCGACCCACAUUCGCAGCACUCAAGGAAUACCUGGCGAGCAUGACGCCGCCAGUGAUGCGCGCCUCGCGCAGCUAUCACGACGCGAAGGGGCUGCAAAUCGAGACGGGCGACACCAUUGCCAUCAUCGAUGGCCGCACCGAGCUGAAGCUGAUCAAGGGCCAGAAUCAGCGCACCUACGACAUUGGCAUCUUUCCGCGUGCCAUCGUGGAGCAGCAACGCCAAGGCGAUGCCCAACUGCGUCACUCUUCAUCCUUUGGCUUCUGCUGGGCGCCCGGCUCUGCGGAGCGGCAACGCAAGUGCGCCUCGCUGACGUCACAGGCGACGGCGCAUGCCAAGGAGCGCAAGUCGACGUCCAGCAAACAGUUUGCUUACAACAAGCUGACCAACGAUUCCAGUGGCCUGCAUCGACGCAAUGCCAUCAAGCAGAAGAAUCUGGCGGGACCACAACGACCACCGCCGCCAAAUCAACGGAAGCAACAGCAGCAGCAGCAGGAGGAGGGCAUCCUAAUUGACAUCUCGCCAGAGAUGCGACCCAAUGCAGCAGCCGCACUGAUGAGUGCCGGCGACAGCUCCUCGCUGCAACUGGACAGCUCCUUCUGCCUGCUGGAUGCGCCCAUUGAUGUGCCCACUUUUAAUGAUGCUGCCGCUGCGGCAGCUGGUGCUGCCUACUCCUCGGGCCCCAAUACGCCCACCUACUUCAACGAGCAGCCGCAAUUUGACUUUGAGUCGACAGGUGCAUCCGGAGCAGGAGCAGGAAUCUCUCCGGCACGUCUGCAGCCUCCGCCCUAUCAAAUGCCGCCCACCUAUUCCAACACAAUGGAAUUUGUCCAGCAGCAGCAGAAGCGAGACACUCCACAGACACCCAGCCGAGAUCCGUUCGACACGAGCAGUCUGGAUGGCAACGCAGGUGCUUUAAUACUCUACUCGAAUGCGACUGCUGCGCCCAUUUAUGGCAGUCCUGCUGCGCGCAAGAGCCUCUUUGGUCCGAGCAGCAGCAGCAUCGAUUCGCUGGCCAAUGGGCAUGCCAACAAGGAGAAUAUACCCGCUCUGGAGUCCGCUGCCAUUCAGUACAAUCUGAGCAAUCUCUCGCUGGAGCGACAAGAGAUCAGCACAAUGAAUCUUUCGUCGUCGACGACGACAACAGCAACUUCAAGUGUGCCGCAGCAGCAGGCGGCGAGUGCGGAGAGUGUGUUGCUGGACAAGUCGUUUAUAGCUGAGCUGGAGAAGGAUAUGUGGAGUGGCAGCAAUAAAGCGCACGAGGAUUAUCAGCGCAACAGCGCACAGAUGUACGCCAGCAAGGACAUGGUCUACAAACAGAAUCUAACGCCGUUGAAAAAUGGCAAUCACUCGAACCACUCCAGUCCCACAUCGAAUGCCAGCCAGGCAUCGCCCACGCCCAAGCAGAACAAUGUGGAAGCGGCAGCAGCAGCCGCAGCAGCAGCUACAGUUGCCACAAAUGCCACACAGAGUCUCGUGAAUCGCAUCUGGUACGAGCGGGUGGCAGCUGCCCCCUCGGACUACUAUGCCCAACCACCGGCAGUCGAGCAGCCGAGCGAGCAACUCUACCAGAAUCACCAACAGCAUCAGCCGGAAACGCAUCAUUCGUUUGUCGCCAUCUCGAAUCGUGUGGUGGCGCCCAAGAGCAACGUUUAUGCCUCGUCCGCGUCGCUCUACGGCAGUGUGGCAACUGCUGGGGAACGCUAUGAUCCUGUGGCCGGUUCCACGUACUAUGGCCAGGUGCCCAAUGGCAAUGCGGCCAUUUACGAUGAGGUCACCUUCGAUGAUUAUCUGCGUCCACAUCGACCGGCCCCGUUGGCACCGUUGGCGCCGCCACCGUUGUCGGCGCAGCAAAUCCAGCGACGGCUGGACAAGAUGCGCCAGCAGCAACAGCAACAGUUGGAGGGCGCCCAUCAGCUGUAUGCACCGGUGCCGGCGGAGGCGUCACGCGAGCAGGAGAAACUGCAACAGCUGCUCGGCGAACUGGGCAGCUCGGCCGUCGAGCAGGAUGUGCGCAAUGCGCUGCGUGCCGCCAGCGGCGAUGUGCAGCUCGCCCUGCGCCACUACAAGAUCGAUCAGCUCACCCGUCUCGGAGUCGCAGGGCGACCCCAAUGCGAGCAGGCGCUCCAACAGACCGGAUGGAGUCUCGAAAUGGCCGCCGAGCUGCUGCUGCAGACAACGACGGCUUAGUUAACUGGCUGCAGCUGGAUGGAUGAUACGAUGGGGCACAAUGUAUUUUAGUUGGAUUUUUUAGUAUUGUCGUCGUCGAGCCGUGUUUUAAGUUCUUAGCCUUAAUUGUAACUAACUCGUAUAUAUUUCCCAAUACGUCUCGAAUAAGUCUCGAAUCGAAAAAUACUUUCUGGCAAAAAUUGCAUUAAUUUCUGUAGAAACAAUGUCCAAUGACUGUACAUGAUAUAUACAUAUAUAU